Messenger RNA from Lytechinus variegatus (green sea urchin), 955 nucleotides. RefSeq lists its product as uncharacterized. The transcript has 7 exons. Bases 35 to 955 code for a protein of 306 amino acids. The record is from RefSeq and is a predicted model, not a curated record. NCBI's taxonomy places the organism in Eukaryota, Metazoa, Echinodermata, Echinoidea, Temnopleuroida, Toxopneustidae.
UUCCGGUUUAAUCAAUCUUGAGUGGAUAUUUCAAAUGAUAUCCGAUGAGAUCGACAAAGCUCCUAAGCACAUCUAUCUGGUUGACAUCGUUCCAAACCUAAGGUUCCUUCUACGAUGUGGGGCACUCACGGGGGAUCCGGAAUAUGAACUCAGCAAAUUCACACAGAAGUACCCAUCAUACUUUGCGUUGAACCUUGCCAUCCACGAAAACAAGAUUCUUGAAGAAGCUAAAGCACAUGGAGCUAAACACCCUGAUAAGAUGAAGGAAGGCGGACAGAGUGAUGAAGCCGAUUCAUCAAGACUAGCAAGAAGAAACGUAUUGUAUCAGAACAGUGUUAAGGCGUGGCUAGCAUAUUUCCGUAAUGAACAUCGGUUGGUAACAGUUGAUGUCUCUUGCGGUGUGAGUGAUCUCAUCUGGCAUAGAGUAUGUGAUUUCUUUGGACAUGAUCUGGAAUGUUUGCCAAAGAAGACGGUCAAUACAGUAGUUUUAUUCGCUUUCAAUGGGUAUGACUAUUCAGCAAUAGAUAUGCAGAGAUAUCAUAUGGAGCUCAUUCAUCUUAAAGACGUACUGCCAAAACCAGAUAUGCUACCGGAUGCUGCUCUCCACACACUAAGCUUACACAUUGACAAAACGGCGCCCACGGCAGAAUCAUUCUGCGUUGACCUGACGGACACAUCAAUCACAAAAGACAUGGAGAGGCUGGAUCACUCCAAGCGAGAGUUCCGGAGAGAGAUGAGGUUUAUUGAAUGGGAAGACACGUACUUGGACAAAUACAUCUUCAUUAGCUCGGAGAAAAAGGAAAGGGGUCGCAAGACUAGUCUCUUUGUCCAGACCUUCAAAGUCAUCGCUACCACAGAAAACGAAGUGUGUCUUUUCCCACCGGAGACCGACGUCGGACUCUGUCAGGAUUUGGCCUUCUCAUUCGGUCAUCACAGACACCCCUCUGCGAGAUAA